UCUUCCGCUGCACCAUGCCCGUCUUCCUGCCACCAGCAGCCUCGUGAGCAUCCCGGUCCCCCCUCUCGCCAGGCCUUCCGUAGCGGUGGAGGCAGGUGCCUUCUCUGGCGGCCAAUGAGGAGGCUUCUGCACGGCGCUGACGUCAGCCCCAUCGCUCUCAGCCUUUCUCGAGGACAGUGACUUGGUUGCCAGGGCGACGGAAGAACAUACUCCCCAGGCCGACUCUCCCGGCUUGACAUCGAGGCCGUAACACCGCCUGGAUGUCUGUCUCUCAGCUCCCAGGCUGGCUGGUGGCAUGGAGAGGAGAGGCCUAGCCCUGUGGAAGGAGUGCCUGUGAACCACAAAGCAAAUGGACAUCAAAGGUCAGUACUGGACUGAUGAUGAUUCUGAUGGAGAAAAUGAGUCGGAGGAGUUCUUGUAUGGAGUGCAGGGGACCUGUGCGGCGGACCUGUACCGCCACCCGCAGUUGGAUGCUGACAUUGAGGCCGUGAAGGAACUGUACAGUGAGAAUUCUGUGUCUGUCCGCGAAUAUGGGACCAUCGACGACGUGGAUAUUGACCUGCAUAUAAACAUCGGCUUUCUAGAUGAAGAGGUGGCAACAGCCUGGAAGGUCCUUCGGACCGAGCCCAUUGUCCUCCGACUGCGGUUCUCUCUUUCCCAGUACCUGGAUGGCCCCGAACCGUCCAUUGAAGUUUUCCAGCCAUCCAAUAAGGAAGGGUUUGGACUGGGCCUACAGCUGAAGAAGAUCCUGGGAAUGUUCACAUCCCAGCAAUGGAAACACCUCAGCAACGACUUCCUCAAGACCCAGCAGGAGAAGCGGCACAGCUGGUUCAAGGCCAGUGGCACCAUCAAGAAAUUCCGUGCCGGUCUCAGCAUCUUCUCACCCAUCCCCAAGUCUCCCAGCUUCCCUGUCAUCCAGGACUCCAUGCUGAAGGGCAAACUCAGCGUCCCAGAGCUGCGUGUCAAUCGCCUCAUGAACCGUUCCAUCUCCUGCACCAUGAAGAACCCUAAGGUGGAAGUGUUUGGCUACCCUCCCAGCACCCAGGCAGGUGUCGCCCCAUUCAACAUUCUGGUUGGUGGCCACUGCAAAAACAUCCCUACCUUGGAGUAUGGCUUCCUCGUGCAGAUCAUGAAGUAUGCCGAGCAGAGGAUCCCUACCCUGAAUGAGUACUGUGUUGUGUGUGACGAACAGCACGUCUUCCAGAAUGGAUCCAUGCUGAAGCCAGCUGUGUGCACACGGGAGCUGUGUGUCUUCUCUUUCUACACUCUGGGUGUGAUGUCCGGUGCUGCAGAAGAGGUGGCCACAGGAGCAGAGGUAGUGGACCUGCUGGUGGCGAUGUGCCGAGCCGCCCUGGAGUCUCCGCGCAAGAGCAUCAUCUUUGAGCCUUACCCCUCUGUUGUGGACCCCAGUGACCCUAAGACCCUUGCCUUCAAUCCGAAGAAAAAGAACUAUGAGAGGCUGCAGAAGGCUCUGGACAGUGUCAUGUCGAUCCGUGAAAUGACCCAAGGUUCCUACCUGGAGAUCAAGAAACAAAUGGACAAGCUGGACCCUCUGGCCCAUCCUCUCCUGCAAUGGAUAAUCUCCAGCAACAGGUCUCACAUCGUCAAGCUACCUCUCAGCAGGCAGCUGAAAUUUAUGCACACCUCUCACCAGUUCCUCCUCCUGAGCAGCCCCCCUGCCAAGGAAGCCCGCUUCCGAACAGCCAAGAAGCUCUAUGGCAGCACUUUUGCCUUCCAUGGCUCUCACAUUGAGAACUGGCACUCCAUUCUGCGCAACGGGCUGGUCAAUGCAUCCUACACCAAACUGCAGCUGCAUGGAGCAGCCUAUGGCAAAGGCAUCUAUUUGAGCCCCAUCUCCAGUAUUUCCUUUGGAUAUUCAGGGAUGGGGAAAGGCCAGCACAGGAUGCCCUCCAAGGAUGAGCUGGUGCAGAGGUAUAACCGAAUGAACACCAUCCCCCAGACUCGAUCCAUCCAGUCCAGGUUCUUGCAGAGUCGCAAUCUGAAUUGCAUCGCACUUUGUGAAGUGAUCACGUCAAAGGAUCUCCAGAAGCACGGCAACAUCUGGGUGUGUCCAGUGUCGGACCACGUCUGCACUCGCUUUUUCUUCGUGUAUGAAGACGGCCAAGUUGGAGACGCCAACAUCAAUACUCAGGACCCCAAAAUCCAAAAGGAGAUAAUGCGUGUGAUUGGCACUCAGGUCUAUACAAAUUGAAGGGGUGGAGGACCCCGUUCCUUUAGCUUGUGCCAAUGUUGCCCCUGCCCCUCCAUGGGUAGAAGGGAGCCAGAGGUCAGAGGCUGCCAACGAAGUGAUGAUAACCCAGGCUGGAUGGAGACCUGGAUCCACAGGAGGGGGCAAAGGGGCAACCAGCAUCAUUUCUGGGCAGCAGAGGCCCCUGGAGCGCCCCUGGAAGGGUGGAAGCGGAUCUACCCAGCCUGCACCUAGAAUAUACAGAGAGACUCUCCAAUGGGGGGGGACUUGGACCAAAUCCCAAGGACAGUUGGGGUGGCUGACUUUGCGCUCCCACGUUUACAGUGACAACAUUUUUAACAAUGAAAACAAGCAAAAAA
This is a messenger RNA of Lacerta agilis (Sand lizard), 2568 nucleotides long. RefSeq names its product poly(ADP-ribose) polymerase family member 6 (gene PARP6). The transcript has 23 exons. Gene Ontology annotation, molecular function: protein serine/threonine kinase activator activity; kinase binding; NAD+ poly-ADP-ribosyltransferase activity. Gene Ontology annotation, cellular component: endoplasmic reticulum tubular network; nuclear envelope; membrane. Gene Ontology annotation, biological process: endoplasmic reticulum unfolded protein response. Bases 350 to 2212 code for a protein of 620 amino acids. NCBI's taxonomy places the organism in Eukaryota, Metazoa, Chordata, Lepidosauria, Squamata, Lacertidae. The record is from RefSeq and is a predicted model, not a curated record.